Molecule: messenger RNA, 2079 nt
Organism: Myotis daubentonii (Daubenton's bat)
Lineage: Eukaryota; Metazoa; Chordata; Mammalia; Chiroptera; Vespertilionidae
Gene: MAGEF1
Product: MAGE family member F1
Biological process (GO): negative regulation of transcription by RNA polymerase II
Cellular component (GO): nucleus
Source: RefSeq, a predicted model, not a curated record
AUGGUGGGGACCACUGAGCAGCAGCACGGGGCUCCCAUCGAGGACGUGCUGCAGUAUAGCCAGGAGGACCUGGGAAGGGCAGUGAAAGUGACACAAAAGGGGGCCCUGCUGCUGAAGAGCAGGUGUGGAGAGCUCCGCAUGGAGAACCUGCAGACAGAUAAAAUCAUGGAUGGAUCUGAGGAGAUUGUGUCCCAAGCAAUGGAGGAGGCUCUGAAAAAGAAGGAACUUGCCAAAGCCACAACCAGAAGGAGGAGACCCCGGGCCCCCACCUGCAGGAGGGCCCCCACCUGCAGGAGAGCCCCCAGGAGAACCUUGGCGCCCCGAGUGGGAGGGGCCCCGGAGCCCGGCCUCACCGGGAAAGGCGCGAGGGUCUUAGCAGCCCAAGCCUUGGCCCCGGGACCCGAGGUGGCGGAGUUGGUGCGGUUCCUGCUGGUGAAGGACAAAAGGAAGAGUCUCCCCCCUCGCUCUGAGAUGGGGAAAUACGUCAUCCGAGACUUAGAGGAUCUUUUCCCUGAGAUCAGCGCUACCGCAGGACAUCUGCGGUAUGUCUUUGAGUUUGAGCUGAAAAGCAGGGCCUCAAGCACCACACAGAUCUUGAUCAACAAACUAAAGCCUCCUGAGGAGGAGGAGGACCUGGGAGGAGGUGGCCCCAGAUUGGGUCCCUUAAUGAUGGUCUUGGGCUUUAUCCACAUGAAUCAAGGUAAUAGCGCCAGGGAGGCACAGGUCUGGGAGAUGCUGCGUCGGUGGCGGGUGUGGCCCUCCAGGGAUGCCGAUCAUCUCUGCCUCUUGGGGCACCCAAAGAGGAUUAUGGAAGAGUUCAUGCAGCAGCAAUACCUCAGUUACAGUCAGGCGCCUCGCACCAGUCCACUACUAGGUUGUUCAUUCUCUUGUCCCCUAAGAAACCUGGAAACCAGCAAAUUGGAAAUCUUGGGUUUUGUGGCCAAGCUCCAUGAAAAGGAACCCCAGCACUGGCAAGUGCAGUACCAUGAGGUCCUGGCAGGUCAGGUCAACAGGGUCAGAGCGAGGCCAGUAGGAGGGUUAGGGUUAGGCCCGGGGCCAGUGCUAGGGCUGGCACCCACCCCUGUGAGGGCUGGAGAAAAGUGGUCAGCGAGGGGGAGCGGUCCUUAUGGAAGCUAAUGAUUGAGUCUGAAGUGUUAUAGGUGAGGGCAGGGUUAUUACUUCUCAAGGAGAUGUACUUGUGUAACUCAAAUUUAAGUUUUGUAUCUUGCCAUGUUUUGUUACAUUUAAUAUACUCAAAUUGGUGUUUAUGAGAUUGGGGUACUUUUUCUUGUAGGAUUUUGUGAAUAGAGUUUUGAUGGUUUUGUAAAAUCGUUUGAAAAACUUUGUAUUUUAUCCCAUUGUGCCGCGCCAGCAUGGCCAGGUUCAGUGAGCCUGAGGAGGGGUGGUGAAGGAUUAAACCUUUACGGUCCAAUGUUAUUUUUGGAAUUCAAACAGUCUGGUCCAAAUUAAUUGACGGGAUUGAAUGUUGAACUUUUUAAUGUUCUUAUUGCUCGACAUUGGACCUGCUCCUAGCGCCUGGUCUGUCGAGUCAAGCCUCCAGGUUGGACCAAAAAGGGUUAAAGAAGACAGACAAGAGGAUACAGCUGGGGCUAGGUCGAUCACUGUGCCUGGAUGAGGAAACUGUGACCCAGUCUGCAAGCCAAAGCUUUAUUUUACAGUCAGAGCACACAAAGCAAAACAAGAGAAGUGGUCAACAUGUUUACAAUGUUCUUGUGAGUUUCACCUUGUUUUGGCAGCACUUGCUGCACCUCCUACAGUCCAUUAACUACCUAGGAAGGAGCAAGGGAGGACUAUAAGGUCAAGCUUAAUUAUGCUAGGAGGGCUCUGCCCUCCAAGCUGAGAGUUGUUUGUGGCCCUGUCACAGGUCAGUCUGAGGCUUAACCCUACAGCCGCUCCCUACAUCCCAUGAUCUAAAACAAAUUAUGCAGCAUAGUAAUACUGUACUUUAAUGGUUCCAGGGAGCUCUGCAAUGUGAUGAUCUGAUACCAGGAAAAAUAUAGCUGAUUGGUCAACAGCUUCCCAACACGUUUUGUCUAUUGUAUAAAGAAAAAAGAUUGA